GGGGGCGCGGGGCCUCGUGCACUGUCGCCCGUCCGCCCGGGCUCGGGGGUGGGCGGAGCCGUGUGCCGAGGCUGGAGCUCCCGGGCCGCUCAUGGGGACUGCCGGGGCAGCCCGGAAAUUCUGGGCGGUAGCGGAAUCGGUCCCCGGGACGGGGGCGGCAAAGAGACCCUCCAGACCCCCGGAGCGUGGAGGACGAAGAGGCCCCAAUAGGACGUCCUACUGCCGCAAUACCCUCUGUGAGCCAGGAUCCUCGGGGGGCUCUGGUGGGGGCCACACUUCCAGUGCCUCCGUCACUAGUGUCCGUUCCCGCACCAGGAGCAGUUCUGGAACGGGUCUGUCCAGCCCCCCGCUGGCCACCCAGACGGUUGUGCCCCUUCAGCACUGUAAGAUCCCCGAGCUGCCGGUCCAGGCCAGCAUCCUGUUUGAGUUGCAGCUCUUCUUCUGCCAGCUCAUCGCCCUCUUCGUCCACUACAUCAACAUCUACAAGACCGUGUGGUGGUUCCCGCCUUCCCACCCGCCCUCCCACACCUCCCUGAAUUUCCAUCUGAUUGACUUCAACUUGCUGAUGGUGACCACCCUUGUUCUGGGCCGCCGCUUCAUCGGGUCCAUCGUGAAGGAGGCUUCCCAGAGGGGAAAGGUCUCCCUCUUUCGCUCCAUCCUGCUGUUCCUCACCCGUUUCACCGUUCUCACGGCCACAGGCUGGAGUCUGUGCCGCUCCCUCAUCCACCUCUUCAGGACCUACUCCUUCCUGAACCUCCUGUUCCUCUGCUACCCGUUUGGGAUGUACAUUCCGUUCCUGCAGCUGAACUGUGACCUCCGCAAGACAAACCUCUUCAGCCACAUGGCCUCUAUGGGUCCCCGGGAGGCCGUGAGUGGCCUGGCCCGCAGCCGGGACUACCUGCUGACACUGCGCGAGAGCUGGAAGCAGCACACGAGGCAGCUGUACGGCCCAGACGCCAUGCCCACCCACGCCUGCUGCCUGUCACCCGGCCUCAUCCGCAGCGAGGUGGAGUUCCUCAAGAUGGACUUCAACUGGCGCAUGAAGGAAGUGCUGGUCAGCUCCAUGCUGAGUGCCUAUUACGUGGCUUUUGUGCCCGUCUGGUUUGUCAAGAACACACAUUACUAUGACAAGCGCUGGUCCUGCGAGCUGUUCCUGCUGGUGUCCAUCAGCACGUCAGUGAUCCUCAUGCAGCACCUGCUUCCUGCCAGCUACUGUGACCUGUUGCACAAGGCUGCUGCCCACCUGGGCUGCUGGCAGAAGGUGGACCCUGCCCUGUGCUCCAACGUACUGCAGCAUCCGUGGACCGAAGAAUGCAUGUGGCCACAGGGUGUGUUAGUGAAACACAGCAAGAAUGUCUACAAAGCCGUGGGUCACUACAACGUGGCCAUCCCCUCUGACGUCUCCCACUUCCGCUUCCACUUCUUUUUCAGCAAACCCCUGCGGAUCCACAACAUCCUGCUGCUGCUGGAGGGCGCUGUCAUCGCCUACCAGCUGUACUCCUUAAUGUCCUCCGAAAAGUGGCACCAGACCAUCUCGCUGGCACUCAUCCUUUUCAGCAACUACUACGCCUUCUUCAAGCUGCUUCGGGACCGCCUGGUACUGGGCAAAGCCUACUCGUACUCAAGCAGCCCCCAGAGGGACCUGGACCACCGGUUCUCCUGAGCCCCGGGACAGCCCCAGGGACAGUGGCCAGGCCUCAGCCAGGCACCCUCUGGAAGGGGCUGUUGGGGAGGGAUGGGUAAGGGCAGGGAAAAAAAGGGAAAAAAAAAUCCAGCAGAGCUUUGUAUUUUUGUUACAUACUGUUUCUUUCUUUGAUAAUUGAUGUGAUUGUGAGGGGGGAAAUGUCCUAUUUUUAUACUCCCAAUAAAUGUGUGUCCUAUGUAAAUUUAUUUAUUGGG
Molecule: messenger RNA, 1899 nt
Organism: Sorex araneus (European shrew)
Lineage: Eukaryota; Metazoa; Chordata; Mammalia; Eulipotyphla; Soricidae
Gene: TMEM39B
Product: transmembrane protein 39B
Exons: 9
Coding region: 92-1663 (523 amino acids)
Cellular component (GO): membrane
Source: RefSeq, a predicted model, not a curated record